AGACAAGUUUCCUUACCUCUACCAUACUACAACUUACGCCCCUGUAGACCAUUGACGGAUGGGUUCUACAUAAGUUCCAAAGAAAAAUCCAAAGUCAGUCAAUAUUUUUUCGGUUUAAAUAAAACUUUACUCCCGAAUUAA
Messenger RNA from Brugia malayi, 141 nucleotides. RefSeq lists its product as uncharacterized. The transcript is spliced from 2 exons. Lineage: Eukaryota; Metazoa; Nematoda; Chromadorea; Rhabditida; Onchocercidae. The record is from RefSeq and is a predicted model, not a curated record. The annotation marks the transcript as partial.